Molecule: messenger RNA, 1299 nt
Organism: Ziziphus jujuba (common jujube)
Lineage: Eukaryota; Viridiplantae; Streptophyta; Magnoliopsida; Rosales; Rhamnaceae
Product: iron-sulfur cluster co-chaperone protein HscB homolog
Exons: 8
Coding region: 52-864 (270 amino acids)
Biological process (GO): [2Fe-2S] cluster assembly; protein complex oligomerization
Molecular function (GO): protein-folding chaperone binding; ATPase activator activity
Source: RefSeq, a predicted model, not a curated record
AGUGAUGCAAGGAAGCAAUCAAACCAGUCGCGUAAGUGGGUUUCGGGUGCGAUGUCGAAGCAAAAGCUAUGGAUUCCUUUAUCCUCCAUUGUCCGACGAGCUCUUCGCUUAACACAACGCGUUCCGAUCAGCUCCGCCGCAAGAACACAACCAAUUCUUGCUUCUUUUUCGCCCUCCAAUUCAGAGAACUGCGGUCUCUUUCCCAGCCGCGGUUUUGAUUUUUUGGGCAGUUCCAAACUCUCCGGAAGGUGCUCUCUCUCUACUCAAUCGGCGGAGAAAGUAGUCGACGCCAAGUGUUGGAAUUGUAAUGCUGAAGCUGAGGCGGCGCCGUUUCUGGUUUGUCGGUCUUGCCGUUGCAUUCAACCCGUUGAUCAGUCGGUGGAUUACUUUCGGAUAUUCGGUUUGGAGAAGAAAUAUGAUAUUGAGGACGACAAUUUGGAGCGGAAGUACAAGGACUGGCAGAAAAAGUUGCAUCCUGAUUUAGUUCAUUCAAAAUCAGAGAGAGAAAGAGAAUAUGCUGCUGAGCAGUCUGCUCGGGUGAUUGAUGCAUUUCGAACACUUAACAAGCCUUUGUCAAGGGCAAUUUACAUUCUGAAACUGGAAGGUGUAGAUGUUGAUGAAGAAGAAACAAUUUCAGAGCCAGACUUGCUAGCUGAGAUUAUGGAAAUCAGGGAAGCUGUUGAAGAGGCAGCUGACUCUCAGGCUUUAAAACAGCUUCAGUCACAGAUGCAAGAGAAACUAGAACACUGGUCAAACUUAUUUGCAAUUGCAUUUCGUAACCGGAACUUUGGAGAUGCUCGUAAAUCUAUUCGGAGAAUGACUUACUAUGAGCGUGUCAAUGAAGAAAUUGUGAAAAAGCUCUGAUAUAGAGUGCCCAUGUUUGCCAUCAGUGUCAGCAUCGGUGCUUUUCUGUGAACAAAAUUUAGCUGCAAGGUUUCACUAGCAGAUGACUUAACAAAGAAUAUGAGGAAUUUAUUGAAGACCUUAUGAGAACACUUAUCAGCGAGUGAUAGAGAAAAAACAAAAUUUAAAAAAUGCAAGGAUGAAUUUGCGGUUGUGUCCGUAGACAUAUUCACCGUCACAGAUUUAUUCUUUUGGCAACACAUGGCAGAGAGGCAUCUACUUUUUCUGUGAAAAAUUGCGAGCAUUCUCAACAUUCACUUUUACUAGGGUUGUUAAGACUGGGGAAGGAUACACGACUAUGAUGCAUGUAUUUUCUCUUUUCACAUUUUCUCACAAGAGCUCACGGAAGUGUAAGGAUUAUUUAUUAUCUUAUCAAACAAUUAUAAUUAUGGUUGA